Messenger RNA from Boleophthalmus pectinirostris (great blue-spotted mudskipper), 796 nucleotides. Its product is annotated as E3 ubiquitin-protein ligase TRIM4-like. NCBI's taxonomy places the organism in Eukaryota, Metazoa, Chordata, Actinopteri, Gobiiformes, Gobiidae. The record is from RefSeq and is a predicted model, not a curated record. Gene Ontology annotation, molecular function: zinc ion binding. The transcript has 3 exons. The annotation marks the transcript as partial.
CGAGAGCUUCAGUGAAGGUUCAGUCAGGAAACUCUCUGCUUCUUCUUCACUCACUGAGUCUUUGGGUCAAUUCCCUGACAGUUUCCAUCACAGUUUGAGAGAAGAACUCGUGUUAAAUGUGCAGUGACUUUCCCACACGUGUGAACAUUGGUCCGGUGUGUUUCUAUCGGUCGCUCAGUCUGAGGUGUGACUCCAGUCCAGACGGGUUCUGCAGACGGAGGACGUGGACGAGGACGUGGACGAGGACGUGGAGAUGGAGGCUCCGGUGUUGUUCUGUGAGGAGGACCUGCUCUGUCCCCAGUGCGGUGGCGUUUACAGUUACCCCGUCCUCCUCAAGUGUGGCCACAACGUCUGCCGUGUUUGUCUGCACAAGUUCUGGGAGCUGAAAGGAUCUCGGGAAUGUCCGGUGUGUGGAGCUCUGUCGGCGCCGGGGAGGCCGCCCAUAAACCUGCAGCUCAAAAUAGCAGCAGAACAACACCAGACACAGAAGGACGCUCCGGGGGCUGAACCGCAACCCCAACAGAGCUCUGCAGUGUCUGCUGGACCCAAACCAAACCCUGAAGGGAGCGCCGCAUCAGCACAGACUCCUGAGGUGGUCCCUGAGGUGGUCCCUGAGGUGGUCCCUGAGGUGGUCCCUGAGGUGGUCCCUGAGGUGGCCCUGUGCUCGAGGCACCAGCAGAAGCUCCAGAUCUUCUGUGAAAAUGACCUGGAGCUGCUCUGCCUCGUGUGUCAAACCUCCAAAAACCACAAAAUCCACCAGUGCUGCCCCCUGGAGGAGGCGGCCGAGCAGAAGAAG